CACUGUGCUGAUGGAGGGCGAGGAGCGAUUGCGCGCGCUGCUGCACAAGGCCGCCGCCUCGGCUGCGGCCGCCGCCGCCGCCCACGCAGCCGCCCACGCCGCCCCCGGCGCCCCGCCGCCGCCCCAGGCGCAAAUCGCGGCUUCGAUGCCCGCCGCCACCACGACGGCCAGCGCCGGGCCGCGGCACACCAUAGACCACAUUCUGGGGCUCUCCGGUUCCAGCCCCGCCAGCACAGAAUCGGCAGGCGAGAACAGCAACUCCAACGAUGGCUGCAUGUCGGGCUCCGUUGCGACGUCGCUGGCGGGCGGCGUGGGAGGCGGCAUGUCCGGCGGCGUGGUGAGCGGCGGCGUCGGGCUGUGCUCGGGCCCGGCGGCGGCGCCCAGCGGCAGCGAGGACGAGAGCGCCGCCCCCAGCUGCGGCAGCCCGCCCCCGGGGGCGGCCAGCGACGGCGGCGGCAGCGGCAACGGCGGCGGCGCCAGCAAGAAGAAGCACCGCCGCAACAGGACCACCUUCACCACCUACCAGCUGCACGAGCUCGAGCGUGCCUUCGAGAAGUCUCACUACCCGGACGUCUACAGCCGCGAGGAGCUCGCCAUGAAGGUCAACCUGCCCGAGGUCCGCGUACAGGUGUGGUUCCAGAACCGGCGCGCCAAGUGGCGGCGGCAGGAGAAGAUGGAGGCGGCGCGCCUGGGGCUGGGCGAGCUGCCGGGCGGCUGCGGCGUGCGCGCCGGGGGCGGCGCCGGCGUUGGCGUCGGGGGCGGGCCGAGCCUGGCGCUGCCCGUCGACCCGUGGCUGGCGCCGCCGCUGCUGUCGGCGCUGCCCGGCUUCCUGGCGCACCCGCACACCGGCUACCCCAGCUACCUCACGCCGCCGGAGCCCGCCCCCGCGCCCGCCCCCGCCUCGGCGCCGCGGCCGCCGGACCCGCGCUCCUCGUCCAUCGCCGCGCUGCGCCUCAAGGCCAAGGAGCACGUCGAGUCCAUCUCGAAGGGCCUGCAGAUGGUCUAACAGUCGCCGAGUGGCGAGGCCCCGCCGGCGACGUCGCCGCUGCGCUCGGACGAAGCCGGGACCUCGCCACCGCCGGCGCGCCCCGAUGGCUGCAGCUAAUGCCGCACCCGCCGUGCCCCUACCCUUGCUGCCGACCCGCUCCCGGAGCCGGCCCGCCCCUGCUGUCGCCGCGGGGCGACCGCGACUCACCUCCGCCGCCCCCGAGCUACUAACCCGAGACCAGUUGCACCACGAACUCCGUGUGACUCGCCGAGAAGUUUCAGUGAUUUUCUUCGUAACUACGGCCAUUGACGCUGCAAUUAAAAACACAGAAGCUGGUUUCUGUGGGAAACCACCAGUCUCCGAAGUUCAGCGAUCAGUGUGCCUGCCAAAAUCCGGGUUUGACCCCUAGAACCGUCAAGAACAUUUCAUCGAUGGGAGAACUGGAACAUUGUCGUUUAGCUGCUCAAGACAGUUGGGUGAUUAUACAAUGUAAAAAUAGCAGCUCCUGUUUCGAAAGUCGAUAAUAGCGUCAGUGAGUACCAUACGUUAGUCGUGUGUUCCUCCACUGCCGUCUUCCAACGACAACAUAGACAGAGGAUAAAGCAGAAAUGGUUCCAAGCCGACCGGUUUCCUCAGCCUGAGUGUGAAAUUCACUUUUACCUGGAUGACAAACCGGAUAACGUUACCUUUCAGGAUCUCUGAUAUUGCAGCUACAGGACGCUCAAGUAGAUUUCUAGUAUACAGCAAAAAGACAACAAAUGUCUACGACUAGAAUGGGUAUUUAUUGCCUAUACGAGGAACAACUCUUCGUUUCUUAAAAACUGUCUGGUUUAGAACAGGUGAGAUAACAGUACAAUGCUGAUACAACCAAGAUCUUGAGGAGGAUGAAGCAAAAACACAGAAGCGAAAGGACGCAGCGGCGAGUUAACGAUGCAAGACAGCAGUUUGUGAUACCUGUCGCCAUUAAGAGAAUUUCAGUUUUCCUUUUGGUCUAGCCCGUCUGAUAAGAAACGUUAAAUGUACAUCUUGUUUGGGUUCUCUGUAUCAAACACCACACAACGAUCACCGCUUGCCCUACACAAAUGGAAAUUAUGGCAGACCUUGUACUCCGGUCCGGUGAAUGAUGCAGCGAUUGUAUGAACGGGUUAAGGGCCUCUGUGGUCACACAUCGCACCUAAUAGUGUGGAAUUAAAGCUUACCUUUUGUCUUUGAUAAUAGUGUAUUUCUUCUUGAAACAGUAUGUGCAAGGUCAAAGCGUCGUACUCAGUAAUGCAACCUUAACUGAAAGAAUUCAACGGAUCAGCUUCAGAUAACUCAUCACUCAUUGUAGUACUGCAGCACGUCAUCUUAAAACACAGCUGCGCUAUCGCUAUUCGUAAUAACCUCGAUUUCCGCCUGUGAACAGUUACUGACAAAACCAUUUGUGUCUAUGUAGCGACGACAGUGAGAUAAAUAUGUAUAAAACUAAGCUGUCCGUUACUUCUGAAAAGUUUAUUAGGUUCCCUGGAUGCUGAAGAGGAUGGAGACAGUUGUUCUGAAAUAUAUGUGAAUCAUAACAACAACCAAAUCGAUGAGAAAAGUCUCUGGGAUUCCCUAACUGUAAUACCAGUAUAACACAGCAGAAUCAAAAGGAAGCCCACAAUCAACAGGAAAACACAACGGAUAAAAAUUAUCUCGAAGUUAGAGAAGGGCAAAGAGGUAUUAAUGAACAUAUCAAGUUACAGCAAGAGGGAGUUGCAGCAGAUUAUAUUCUUAUUCGGUGUAAACUUUAUUGCAAUGACUUAUUAUUCAUCAGCAUUGGAAAGACUUCUGCCAUACACACUGAUCGGAGAACCAGUUCUUUUCAGACUACAAUGUCCACAUGUCCAUUAAUGUUUAGAGCAAGAAUCGUAGAGUUUUCAUUUUGGUGACUGUGUUCCGUAACUUACAGAAUCAUACGGAAGAAAAAUAGCAAACGUAAAUAUUUACAACUUUCACUAAAACUUUGAACUACACUGCUGAACUAAACUUAUUUUCCAUUAAAGUGAGUAAUGUGAGAAAUGAAUGAAAAAGUGACUAACUGUGUUGUGAGUGAUACUAUUGAAAUUCUCGUGAAAUGAAGAUUGACGUUCUGUCCACCUGUACGCGAAAUUACCUGAAACUAACAUUGGGUUAGAUGUACUGUGCUGCAAAGAAGUAUUUGAAACGUAACGAAAUGUGCUCCUAAACUUUUGAUUUAGUGCUUAAGUCCCGAGAAAUAUCUGUCCUCCAAUAUCGGCGAUAGUUUUUCAUGACCUUUUGUACGAAAAAAUGAGCUAUCUUUAAAUGGCCGUAGAUUGCUGUUUGAGAACAAAGGUAAUAAACAAAUACAUUGUGCAAUACUAGCUGAAAUAUUAUUACGUAUGGCUGAAAUGGCUCUGGACGUACCAUUCAUUUUAGAAAUAAAUGUCUCAUUGCCUGUUCCAGAUUCUUUUUGUCAACAGGUAUUAUGAAAUUAGGCGUAUUACCGUUUCCCUCAUUCAGUCAAAACUUAUUUAUGUUUGUAUUUAUUAGAAACAAGUAGAUACCAACUGUAAAAAUACGGACAACUCAUCUGUGUGGGUAGCUGUUAUAGCAGUAAGCUCUCUUUCAGCUAUUGUUUCAGUUCAUAUGCGACGUUAAGUAAUUUAUAUCUUCGUGUAAUUAAACUGUAUAUAUUAUUAAAUAUAUAAAUGUCCUGUUGUACUGUG
Molecule: messenger RNA, 3696 nt
Organism: Schistocerca gregaria
Lineage: Eukaryota; Metazoa; Arthropoda; Insecta; Orthoptera; Acrididae
Product: retinal homeobox protein Rx1-like
Exons: 3
Coding region: 11-1006 (331 amino acids)
Biological process (GO): positive regulation of transcription by RNA polymerase II
Molecular function (GO): DNA-binding transcription factor activity, RNA polymerase II-specific; RNA polymerase II cis-regulatory region sequence-specific DNA binding
Source: RefSeq, a predicted model, not a curated record